UUCUCUCAUAAGUAACAAAUAUGGCAGACGAGUUGGAUGUUGUGGACAUUGAGGGAGAUGAACGUGAUGAAAGUGUCGGUGACCUGAGCAGUGCUGAGAUACUCCAGGAUCAAUAUUUACAGUCUGCAUGGAAGACUAACAGCAGUAUACUGCCCUGGACGCUGGACAGCUCCAUCAGCGAUGAAAACAGGGAGGCCAUUGAGAGCAUGCUGCUUGAAGAACAGUAUUAUUUUGCUAGUGAAAAAGCACCAAAGGUAGCAUGGAACAAUGAGAAGACUACAGUCCAAAAGUCAUUGGUGAAGAGUUCUGGAGGAUCAACUCGUUGGGCUGAAGAGGAGAAGGAUCUCUUUGAGAAAGGACUGGCUGAAUUUGGCCACAGGUGGACCAAAAUUGCCAAACUAAUCGGUACUAGGACGGUUCUACAGGUGAAGAGCUAUGCUAAGCAGUACUUCAAAAAUAAGGCUAAAACAGACAUACCUGACGAAGUGUCCAUCAGGAAAGCUGCUCCAAGCCCAACGUUGCCCUCUACAGCUGUAAUCCCCACAGUGCAGCCUGAAAUUUCAUCGCUUACCAAUGCUGUGCGCAUCGAGCGACUCUCUGAUGAUGAGGAUGUUGACAUCACUGAUGAUUCCAGCAACGAUGGGGCUCAGGCGGAAACCCAGUCAGAUACACACAAAGACUUGCCGAAUUGUGAGCUCCAGGAAGAAAAUAGUCCAGUGUCACCCCCGACAGAACUUUUAAACCCUCUGUCACAAUCCGAAACCACAGCUUCAGACGGACCCACUGAUUCAGACACAAACAGAAAUGCUGACAUGUCUCAAAUUAGGAUAAAUUCAGAACCAGAAGAGGAAAGUGUAAACAGCUUAUCUAAGACAGGAAGUCCAGAGAAACACAGCCUUUCUGGAGAGGAAAGCAGUGAUAGAGCAGAUAUGAUGGAAUUGUGUGAGUGUGCAGAGGAGGAAGUAGAGGAAGACCAGGAAGAUGAAGAGGAGCUCAGACCUCCUGAUCAGGAGGUCACUUUAGAUUUCAACUCAAUUACAGAAGAGGAGAAGCAAGCCAUCUCAGAGUUUUUCGAGGGCCGUCCUUCCAAAACCCCGGAGAGAUAUUUAAAAAUUCGCAAUUACAUCCUGGACCAGUGGCUGAAAAGUAAACCCAAAUACCUGAAUAAGACAUCGGUUCGUCCAGGCUUGAAAAACUGUGGUGACGUAAACUGUAUUGGUCGAAUACACACUUACCUGGAGCUCAUUGGAGCUAUCAACUUCAACUGUGAUCAGGCGAUCUACAACCGCCCGCGAGUGGUUGAUCGUUCACGAUUUAAGGAAAGCAAAGACAGCCUGGAGGCUUAUCAUCUUGCCCAGAGACUGCAGUCUAUGCGUACGAGGAAGCGCCGAAUUCGGGACACGUGGGGAAAUUGGUGUGAUGCCAAGGAUCUUGAGGGCCAGACGUAUGAGCAUCUGAGCGCAGAGGAGCUGGCUCUCAGAAGAGAGGAAAUGAAGAAAAAAGGACCGAAACCAUCUAAACUCUUUAAACAAAAAGGCUCCUUUGAUCCAUUCCAGCUCAUUCCAUGCAAGCCUUUUGGAGAGGACAUACAGGAACCGUACAGCGUGCUCCUUGGUGCUGAGGCUCUUGUGAUCAUGGAUAUUCAUGCUCAUGUAUCUAUGGGAGAGGUGAUUGGCCUUUUAGGAGGAACGUACGAAGAGGACAAGAAGAUUUUAAAGAUCUGUGCAGCAGAACCUUGUAACAGCCUGAGCACCGGUCUGCAGUGUGAGAUGGAUCCCGUCUCUCAAACUCAGGCAUCCGAGCUGCUCGGGAUCAAAGGCCAUAGUGUUGUGGGCUGGUACCAUUCUCACCCGGCCUUUGACCCAAACCCCUCCCUCAGAGACAUUGACACUCAAGCCAAAUACCAGAGCUAUUUCUCUCGAGGUGGUGCUCCAUUUAUUGGGAUGAUUGUCAGCCCGUAUAACCCCACAAACUCCUCCCCCCUCUCUCAGAGCACCUGUUUGAUGGUACAGGAGGAGGUUGGACCCUCUGGACCUCAGAAACUUCCAUACCAGUUUAACAUUCAGUACUUAUCCGAUCUUCCUGAUUGGUCAGAGGUGAUGAGAAGGACAGAAUGGGUGGUGUUCAAGUACAGACACUGUCAUGGGAGUGUACCAAUGGACAGGCUUUUUCGCAGAGAUUCUUCUCUCACUUGCCUGGAAAAGAUGCUUGCAUCAGUCCGGACAAUUUUGGAGCGGGUCUCAGAGGUUGACAUGGAGACUUGGCUGGUCCAGUUACAGACGUUGUUUGAAACGCAUUUUCUUCCUGACACUGGCUCCUCCACCGCUCGUGAUCCAAUAGCACAGCAGCAUUUACUGUCAUUCUCCUCUGAGCCAAUCAACAGCAACCUUGUAACAGAUGAGAUGUGUGUUACGGAAGAGGAGCACACAAUUGACUCUGACAGCCAAGAUGAAGUGUACACUACAGGAACCGUCUACCAUAUUAUAAGUUGUAAUGAGGAAGAGGAUGCAACUUUUACACAGACUCUCAGUCCAAAAUAGUCCAUUGGACCUGGCUAAUUUCGUUGACAGUGCCAAGUAACACAGUUAGAAAUAUGCUGUUAUAUUAAUAGAAAUAUGUUGUUGUAGAGCAUAAUAAAGUGUUAUGUAUACAAUGUACAAAACUGAUAUUAAAAAAUACAUUGCUAAUAGUGUUACAUUUUUAUACUAUGAUAUAAGCUGUCCAUUAAAGUGUUACAUAGUUUUUAAUGAAAUUUGAGAAAUAACAUUUAAUGAGAUUAAACAAUACAAGUUUAUAAAUAAUU
Molecule: messenger RNA, 2803 nt
Organism: Paramisgurnus dabryanus
Lineage: Eukaryota; Metazoa; Chordata; Actinopteri; Cypriniformes; Cobitidae
Gene: mysm1
Product: Myb-like, SWIRM and MPN domains 1
Molecular function (GO): protein binding; metallopeptidase activity
Source: RefSeq, a predicted model, not a curated record